Messenger RNA from Apis mellifera (honey bee), 1452 nucleotides. RefSeq names its product WD repeat-containing protein 18. NCBI's taxonomy places the organism in Eukaryota, Metazoa, Arthropoda, Insecta, Hymenoptera, Apidae. Bases 154 to 1446 code for a protein of 430 amino acids. Gene Ontology annotation, biological process: DNA-templated DNA replication; rRNA processing. The record is from RefSeq and is a predicted model, not a curated record. The transcript has a single exon. Gene Ontology annotation, molecular function: protein binding. Gene Ontology annotation, cellular component: nuclear pre-replicative complex.
GUAAAUCUAACCUAGUGUAAUACACGUGUUUUCGUGUUACGGAAAAUUCAAUAAAAAAAAAAAAGCAAAAAAAAGAAGAUACGUUUAUAUUUAAAAAAUCAUGUUAAAAUUAAAAUAAUUCUAAUAAUUUUUAAAUAUAAUAAUAUUACAAAAAUGUCACGAAUUGCUGAUACACGGGAAAUUAUAGUGACUAGUGACAGUAAUAAUGAACAUUGGAAUGCUGCCGUGUGGGAUCAUCGGACAGGUUCUAUUUUAUUGACCUACAAAAAUGCCGGUACUCUUGGUCAUCGAACUCUUCAACUUUUAAAUGAUAGUUAUAUAGUAGGAGCUGAUUUAACAAAACCGCGUAUAUACGUUUGGCCACUCAACGAUCACUCUCCUGUGUCUAACCUCAGAUUAACAACACCGGGUAAAGUUACUGCUUUGAAAUUUACACCGAAUAGUGCCUACAUUGUUGCAGCAAUUUCUGAAAAAUUAUUUAUUUGGCAAUCUUGUAACGGACGAUUGCUAAAAAAUUUAUCACAACAUUAUCAAACAGUGAGUUGUUUAUCGUUUACUAAAGACGGUUCAAUUUUUGCCAGUGGUGCUGAAGAUGGUUUAAUAUUUGUUUGGUCGUUAUAUCGUGUGUUGAAUGACGAACAACCUACGCCAUUGCACGCUUUCUCUCAUCAUUCGUUACCAAUAAAAGAUCUACAAUUCGGUCAUGCCGGAUCACGAGGAAGACUGUGUUCCGUAUCUCUUGAUCGAACAUGCAACAUUUACGAUCCUAGUAGUGGAUCGCUAUUGCUCACCUUUGUGUUCGACGUACCGCUCACUUCCAUUUCCAUGAACAUCCGUGAAAGUGAUUUAUUUGUGGGUUGUACCGACGGUGACAUAUAUCGAUUCAAUUUACACGAGCCACCACGUGGAAUAGAACAUCAUGUGCAGAUACGGAAAGACGGAAAUUCGGAGGGCGUGAUAGUUUUCCAGGGACACAAAUCGACCGUAGUAUCGUUGUCGAUAUCGAUCGACUGUCGAUAUCUGCUGUCAGGCUCGAUAAGCGGUGAGGUUCAUGUUUGGGAUAUAGCCAGUCAUCAGAUUCUUCGAACAAUCAAUCACAAGGGACCAAUUACUGCAGCAUUCUUUGCUAAAUAUUAUGAGAAUUUCCGGGUCACUAAUCUUAAACCAUCCUUGCAAUUGUGUAAUCUACAGAAAAUGUCUGAUGAUAAUGGGAAAGAAAGUUCUAUCGAUAUAAUUUCAAACAAUCAAAAUUUGACGGAUAUUUUAAAUUUCGAAUUAUAUACGGAAAAAAAUGUCGAUCUGACAAGAUUAGAGGAUUCAAAUUCGCAGAAACUUGUUGAGAUGAAGGAAGAAAUUGAUAGACUAAAGAAAAUUAAUACUGCUAUUUAUCAAUACAGCGUAAAACAUAUUCUGAAUAAAUCGAAUGAAAAUAUACCUUCAAUUUGAGCAUUU